UAUAUAUAUUGCAUGCAUGUCAAGCAAAUGGCAGGGAAGCUCGGCAAGCUCAAAUGCAUGCUGAAGAGAUGGCAUUCCCGCAGCCGCCUCCACGCAGGCAGCCCCUCUGCGGCGGUUCGGUCCCACGACGACGAGAACUCUCCGACCGACCUCCACCCUGUCUACGUCGGUAGGUCCCGCCGGCGUUACCUAAUCAGCUCCGACCUCGUCGGCCAUCCUCUCUUCCAGGUCCUCGCGCAGCGAUCCGUUAAUCCAGACGGUGGAAAGGUCGUCGUCGAUUGCGAGGUCGUGCUGUUUGAGCACCUCCUCUGGAUGCUCGAGAACGCUGAGCCGCCGCCCGAGUCCAUCGACGAGCUGGUGGAGUUCUACGCCUGCUGCUGAUCGGCUGAUCCAUCCAUGCAUGACCGCUGUCGAGUGCUAUCCGCAUUAGCCAUUUCAGUCUAAUGCGAGAUGAUGAUGAGAGUUGUAGGGCCUGGAGAGUUGUGAGAGGACAUGAUCCACCACCACCACCUCUCCUGUUCAUGGCUUUGUACAUCUUCUGAUGUAAUGUUCCCCUACAGAUAAUAAACUUAGUAUAUCAAUCUGUGAUGUCACACACAAUCUUCUUUGA
Musa acuminata AAA Group (dessert banana) is the source of this 610-nucleotide messenger RNA. Its product is annotated as auxin-responsive protein SAUR78-like. Gene Ontology annotation, biological process: response to auxin. The transcript has a single exon. The coding region runs from base 13 to 381 and encodes 122 amino acids. NCBI's taxonomy places the organism in Eukaryota, Viridiplantae, Streptophyta, Magnoliopsida, Zingiberales, Musaceae. The record is from RefSeq and is a predicted model, not a curated record.